CUGGAAAAAAAUUUUCGGACGAAAAAAGUUUGUUACCUUGCAACUUUGGAAGCAUCAAUGGUUCCAAAUAUCUCCAAUCGCUAUUCUUAAUCAACUGCUGCCACAUACAGAGUAUAUCUCGCUCCAGCCAUCCAUGGUAGUCCCGUCAUCAUCGCCAUGGAAAUCCUUAGCUCCCUUUCCCUUACCAGCUCCCCGAUCCCUCCCAAACUCCGCUAUAUCCCGACUCCAUUUUCAGUGUCUCGCCUCAAUCGCUCGAGAAGCUCCCGAUCCCUGACUCGCUGCUUCCAUAACCCUGCCGUUGCCACCAAGUUCACCCGAAUCAAAGUCGGCGAGGAUUUUCCCGCCGAGUACGGUGAGUGGUUUCCUGAGGUCGAUCCCGGCCGCCGUAGGAGAGCCGGAGUUUUGCUCCACCCGACCUCGUUACGCGGCCCUUAUGGCAUUGGAGACCUUGGCAGGGAGGCAUUCAACUUCAUUGACUGGCUGCAUUUGGCUGGUUGCUCUGUUUGGCAGGUUCUUCCACUUGUUCCUCCUGAUGAUGAAGGAUCGCCAUACUCGGGGCAGGAUGCAAAUUGUGGUAACACCCUUUUGAUUUCUCUCGAAGAGCUCGUUAGUGAUGGUCUGCUAACAACAGAUGAGCUUCCACACCCAAUUGAUGCUAAUAGCGUGAAUUACUCCGUUGUUGCCAACAUAAAGGACUCCUUAAUAACUAAGGCAGCAGAAAGGCUCCUCUCAAGUGACGGUGAACUCAAGGUUCAGCUUGAAGCUUUUCGUAGAGAUCCUGGUAUAUCAAGCUGGCUUGAAGAUUCAGCUUAUUUUGCUGCUAUCGAUGAUAGCUUGCGCACAGUCAGUUGGUUUGAAUGGCCCGAUCCUUUAAAAAACCGACAUCUUGCGGCCUUGGAAGAAAUCUACCAAAGCAAAAAGCAUUUUAUAGAUGUAUUCAUUACUAAACAGUUCCUGUUCCAAAGGCAGUGGAAAAAGGUUCAUCAAUAUGCCCAGAUAAAAGGUGUCAGCAUCAUGGGAGAUAUGCCUAUUUAUGUGGGCUAUCACAGUGCUGAUGUCUGGGCAAACAAGAAAUAUUUUUUACUGAACAGACGUGGUUUCCCUCGCUUAGUUAGUGGGGUCCCUCCUGAUGCCUUCAGUGAAACUGGUCAACUGUGGGGCAGCCCUCUGUAUGAUUGGAAAGCUAUGGACAAAGACGGAUAUUCGUGGUGGCUUCGCCGCAUCAGACGAGCACAAAAUCUUUAUGAUGAAUUCAGGAUAGACCAUUUUAGAGGAUUUGCUGGCUAUUGGGCUGUUCCUUCUGAUGCAAAAGUGGCAAUGGUUGGAAGUUGGAAGGUGGGACCUCGAACUUCCUUAUUCGAAGCUAUCUCGAGAACUGUUGGAAAGAUCAACAUAGUAGCAGAAGAUCUGGGAGUCAUAACAGAGGAUGUGGUUCAGCUCAGGAAAUAUAUUGGAGCACCUGGAAUGGCUGUCCUCCAAUUUGGUUUUGGAAGUAAUGCUGAGAACCCUCAUUUGCCUCACAAUCAUGAGUGCAAUCAAGUUGUGUACACUGGAACUCAUGAUAAUGACACGAUACUAGGUUGGUGGAGUAACUUAGAAGAAUGGGAGAAGACCAAUGUACGGAAAUAUCUUUCUACUGCUGAAGGGCAUGACGAGAUUUCAUGGUCACUUAUCCAAGCUGCACUCAGUUCAGUGGCUCAAACCACGAUCAUAACCAUGCAGGACGUACUUGGUCUGGGUAGUUCUGCCAGGAUGAACAUUCCUGCUACAGAGACUGGAAAUUGGAGGUGGAGGAUACCCAGUUCAACGAGUUUUGAUAUUUUGGAAACAGAAGCUAUGCGAUUGAAGGAUAUGAUUUCCAUGUAUGGACGCCUGUAGUUCGGAAGGGUAAGAAGUCAUAGCCACCAACCACUCCGCUUAUUUUGCAUAUACUCGAUGUGUGUUAUAACAACCCUGAAGAGCUAGCUCUAAACAACUCCUUCAGUAAUGCACUUCAAAAUUGAGAUGUUCUAGUUUGAUUAUCGGUGCUGGAAUAAAAAGAAAUUUAAUCGUUCUGUUUCUGGAGAAAUGAUUGGUGCUUGGUUUGACAUUGCUCUCAUCUUCCAGUCCCAAAAUAGUUCGACUUAUCGAUUCAAACCUUAUGCACAUCUCCUGAGUUGAGGUGUCUU
Cuscuta campestris is the source of this 2168-nucleotide messenger RNA. The record is from the annotation of a GenBank genome assembly. NCBI's taxonomy places the organism in Eukaryota, Viridiplantae, Streptophyta, Magnoliopsida, Solanales, Convolvulaceae.